Messenger RNA from Echinococcus granulosus, 7857 nucleotides. Its product is annotated as Cadherin-related hmr-1. The record is from RefSeq and is a predicted model, not a curated record. Lineage: Eukaryota; Metazoa; Platyhelminthes; Cestoda; Cyclophyllidea; Taeniidae. Gene Ontology annotation, biological process: homophilic cell-cell adhesion; cell-cell junction assembly; multicellular organism development. Gene Ontology annotation, molecular function: cadherin binding; calcium ion binding. Gene Ontology annotation, cellular component: membrane; catenin complex; adherens junction. The transcript is spliced from 33 exons. The coding region runs from base 1 to 7857 and encodes 2618 amino acids.
AUGAGAACAACCAAACGUUCUUCUUUCUUCUUUAAGGGAGUUAUUACAACAGUGGGGAAGGCUCUGUUUCCCGAGAACCAUGUAUACAGAUUGAGCAUUCGAGUUGUGGAUUUGAAUGCGGUCAAACCGGAGACGAGUUUUGCUGACAUGCUACUAUGGGUCUACACCUCCUACCAACCCGUGGUCUUCCCAGCGCCCAUCUUUCAGUUCAACUACUCGGAGGAAUUACCGCCUGAAACCAUAGUGGGCUAUGUUCCCGCGCGCUCAUUGAAUUCUCUUGACGAAAAUAUCACCUUUACCGUGCUUCGAGGACCCGAUCCCUCGAAGGAGCCUAUUCGAAUUAACAAUGGCGGCGACGGUCGGAUCACCACUAAACGGCACUAUGAUUACGAGCUCAUACUCGAUCACUCCUGGAGUUAUCUCAUAGAGGCGCAUGUCCCUAGUGGUUUCUCUGCCACCGCUUUGAUGGUGGUCAAUAUCAUUGACACGGAUGACAAUCCUCCAUUUUUCGAGUUGGUGGAAUAUCAAUCAGCACCCAUUCUUGAAACCGUCCAAAUUGGAAGUGUUGUUCUUGAAGUGACCCCUGGUGAUCGAGACACACUACCCGCCAACAGAGUGUAUCAGUACAGGCUUCAAGGAGCCGAAGCCGUGAAUUUUCGUGUAGUGGCAACUUCCAAAGGUUCAGCACAAAUCGAGACAUUUGCACCGCUGAGUUUUGCUGCCCUUCCAAUCGGUCGACCCUUCUACGAGUUUGAGUUGAUCGCCUCGGACGCAAGCUCGAGCGCCAGCACCCUGAUUCGUGUGAUGGUUCAAAACGCCAAUGUCAAUCCUCCCGUCAUUAUUCCCCUACCACGAUUGAAAAUCUUCCGCCAGCAGAUUGCCAAGGCCUAUCCUUUUGCCCAAGUUGCUGCUACUGACGAAGACGGUGGAAAUGUGAGCUUCUUCUUUGUGGACACGGUUACCAAUCGGCCGCUGAUCGAAAUGGGUCCUUUCAGAAUCGAAACUAACACAGGAAAGAUCUUGUUGAUUCGUGAACCUCAACUCAUGAACUACACCCUACCGGUUGGAGCGGCAGAUGAUGGAACGUGUCCAGGCUGUCCACAGCCUGGAACCAGUUUGGAGAGUAAAACUAUGGAGAUUAAUGUUGAGGUGGUGGAUAAAAAUCUUGUGGCGCCUCAAUUUACUCAGUGCCCAGCCACAAUGACGCUUGAGGAGUUGGCACCGGCUGAAACUAUCAUUGGAUCGGUUGCAGCAACGGACACGGAUAAUCCGGAUCUCGCGGCAAUACGCCUCCGGUAUGAACUGAUCGGCAAUACGGUAUUCGCAAGACCGCACCUCUACCUUCAAAUUGUCCAAAAUAAUGGCUCAAUUUACAAUGUCAAGCCAUUACUGCGAACCGCUGAUCAAUUUGGUGGAGUAUUGCCCGAUCAACUCUACUUCACAGUGGCUGUCUACGACUGGGGCGUGCCCGAGCUCAAAUCGUUGUGCAAUUUCCGUUUGGAGAUCGUGGAUAUUAACAACUACCCUCCUCAAUUCGAUCCCACCAGUUACACCGCGUUUGUUCAGCGAUUUUACGACUUCAGUCAGUAUCCUCUAAGCCCCAUCCUCCAAGUGGUUGCAGUUGACUUGGAUCAACCCGACACCCUCAAUGCGCAAAUUCUGUACGAAUUCGCUUCACUCGACUUGACCUUCUUCGCUAUUAAUCAAUCUACCGGCGAAAUCUCCGUGACGACGACGCUAACUGAUCCAUCCUAUACAUUUGAAGUCCAAGCGAGGAAUCCCAUUCCUUUAGCUAAAACCUGGAGGACAUGGCAGGUCGCCACUGUUACCGUUGUGACAUCUAACGCACCUCAGCUUCUUCCCCCAGUCAUCAAAACUGAAUUCGUGGCCUCAAAGUUCCUGGAAAAUAGUACAAAUCUAGCACUGGCCCAGAUAGUUGCAACGCCCUGGCCUGGAGCCACCUACGACUACUCCAUUGCGUACAUCCCAGGCGCCUUUGAACAAACUGGUUGGAUUAACAGUCCACCACCGUUUACCAGCGAGAUUGUCUACUCUUCGGAAAGAAGACCUACACUGACUAUCUACUCGGGCUCCAAUUUCCUCUAUCAAAGAAUCAAUCGGUAUAUCGUGAGAGUCAGAGCCUGCCAACAGCCCACACAUCCGGUCCUCGGUGACAUUUGUGCUGAUGUGGUGAUGACCUUCCAAUUGGAGGAUGUCAACAACAUGGUGCCACAGUUUAUUGACCAGUUCAGUCUGUCCGAGGUGGGCCUUCCUGAAAAUGCGCCUUCGAGAACAGUGGUGUUGAAGCUGUUUGCUGUGGACUUGGACCCAACAACGCAGUUCAACAAGGUUCAGUAUUCCUUGAUGCAAACCACCGACGAUAAUAAUUUUGUAAUCGAGGGAGAUUUGCUCCUUACCGUAGCUGCUCAAAUGGAUUUUGAAAGGAAGAAAAAUUACGUGUUAAAGGUGAAAGCAGAAGACAGCGCUUCAUCUUCGCUUCAAGCUAACGAGGGUAGACCAAAUUCGGUAUCUGAGGGCGAGACAGAAGCAAUGUUGUUUAACUGCUGUAUCCAUCCCAUUUUAGCUGAAUUGCCACUUACUGUAUACUUGUUGGAUCAGAAUGAUCGGUGUCCUCAAUUCAUCUCAACAACGAUGGAAUUCAGUGUCUUGGAGUCUGCCGUUGUCGGGUCUGAGGUGGGCAAGAUUAGUGCAGAAGAUGCAGACGAGACAUCAGUGCUUGUCUACACGAUGGUGGGGAGCUCUGUUGACUUUGCCAUCAAUUCUGCCACUGGCCAGGUCCUAGUUGUUCGACCACUUGGGUUGGCCACUGUACAGACUCAAAAAUACACCGUCUCCGUAAAUGACGGGGACUGUGAGGUGAGUGGGGAGGUGGUAAUAAAAAUCAUCUCCACUAACCAGCGAUUACCGGAGUUUACUCAAUCUGUGUACGUCUAUGAUGUGGUUGAACUCUCCAAAGUCGUCUUAAACGCUUCCCCCUCAGCUACAGACCCUAAUGAACCGAAAAAUUUGAACUACUCAAUCGGUGGCUUUUUUGUCAGCUACUUCAGCAUAAAUUCAACGACGGGCGCAUUGAGUAUUGUUAAGGGCAUGCCGAGGGACCAACCGGUUGGACUCCCGGUCUUCACCAUUUCCGUGAUGGCGAAAAAUCGGAAAGGGUACGCCUACGCUGAGGUACGAGUUCAACUGGGAGACAUAAACAACCAGUAUCCACGCUGGCCUUUCCCCAAUUCGAUGGUCGCUUGCCCCGAGAACUCGGCAGUGGGCUCGCAAUGCGCAAAUUUGGUUGCGCCGGAUGCAGACUUUGGAAUCAAUGCUACGUCCAAUUAUCGUGCUGUUACAAAUAAUCAAAAUUUUAGAAUCACUGAGACUGGUUCCCUUAUUCCUCUGAUCUCCUUCGACUACGAAACACUGACAUCGCAAGUCCACUAUAUUCCCAUCGUGGCAACUAACGUGGAGCCUCCGGCAAGUGGUGGACAGCUAUUCACUGUCAGCGGAACUCUAACUGUCGUUGUCUCCGACGUCAAUGAUUCACCUCCUACCAUCGUUGGAGGACCGGAUUUUGACAUAACCGUAACUGAGAGGGCCAAUGUUGGCGUAGAAGUCUUCGAAAUCUUCAUUGAGGACGGUGACGUCUCAGAUUGGGGAAAGCACUCCUGUGUUUUGUCCACACAAAACAGCUAUUUUGAUGUAGUCUACAAUCCCACAAUCGACGCCUGUGGUAUCAGACCUCUGCAGAAAUUCAAUGUAGACAGUCAACCAUCAGUGCCUCCAGAGCCUCAAAAUCUUACCAUAAUAAUCUUCGACUCUAACCACAUUCACAAGACCAUUUCCAAUGUACGAAUCACAGUUACUGAAGACAAUGACAAUCCACCCCUAAUCCGCAUACAACCGACUUCCGGUCCGGGCGAGCUUCUGGAUGGGACAUUAGGACUGGUGACUCUUGUAAACCUCCAAAUCUCCAUCAUUGACAUGAUGGCCGAGGGUGCAUGGUUUCGUCUGGAUUCCAAGUCCUCUGCCAAUGGAGCCUUUGGGAUGGACGCGAUUAAUGAUCAGUCUGCGCGCAUUCAGCUGAUCUCACGUCUCGAGAGGGAUAACCUUCUUAACCUUCUGAAAAACCCAACCACCUCACCUGUCCGCCUUCCAAUUUUGCCUUCGUCGGAGGAUGGAAGAGUACGCUGGCCUCUAAUCGUUAGCGUAAACGAUAGGCGGGAGCCCUCAUUGACUUCCACCGUAACGAUGACCUUGACCGUCAUCACGAAGGGACCUGUGCUGCCAAGCCAAGCACUGGAGGGCUACCAGGUUGCGGACAAUUCUCCCCCUAAUACACCCAUUCUUCCACUGCAAAUAGCAGCCAUGGAUCUUGAUUACCCAAAUCAAGGGAGUAAAAUCUCUUAUGAACUUGGGUCUCAAUCAGCUCAGGCUCUCAGACUUUUCACAAUCAUUAAUCAGACUGGGGGGAAGUUCAACCUCGGUCUGCGAACCACACUCUCGCGAGAAGUUGAAGGCAUGUCCUACUUCCCCGUGCCGAUUGUCGCCACACUGUCACACUUGGCAAGAACAGCCACUUCCACGUUGACAGUGACAGUAACCACUGACAAGCCCCCGGCACCAUCAAAUGCGCUUGGAAGUCUUGAGGCAUUCAUUCCCUCGGACACAAAUGCCCUACCAGAUUUACCGAUUGCCUCAAUGCCUGUUACGGAGCGAUUUGACUCCGACCGAAUCAACCGAAUCUUUCAUUUUAUGCCAGAAAAUGAGAAUGAUCUCAUGUUUAAGAUAACCGAAGAUGGCCUUCUCUACCUGCUCACAGCAUCGCCGCCAGGCAAAUUUUCGGUAAAAGCCGAUGUUGAGACAAAAUUUGAUUCCUCCCUCUCCAAUGCAUCAAGUGAGCUUGGCGUUAAGAUCAACUGGUUACCUGGCAGCGCUUUCACGAACGGUAUCCUCAUUCGGGUUGAGAAGGCGACACUAUCGUGGUUUGUCGACCAGGUCAAUAUCUCCGUGUCGACACCACGAGAUCGACUGGUUAAAGCGCUGGCUGAGAAGUUGGAGAUGAAUGUGGAGUCUAUCGCAGUUUUUCCGGCUAACUCAGUUGGGGACGCAUUAAACGUAUUUGUGGGGAUACAUGCGUCUCCGUAUGCAAUACCUGGAAGGAUAGUAGAUACAAUUGUCAACGACGCUGACCUCUAUACCGCAGCUCUGAGAGACAACAACAACACUUUGCAGGUCGGCCUGGCUACUACAGUCAACGGAAUGUCCGGGUCUGUGGAUCUACAAUGCGCCACAGAAGCAGUUGCCGUGUCUGUCUGCAACUGUCGUGGAUGCAGAAGCCGGUUAAAAACCCCCCACAUCCCCACAGAAGCAGACGCGUCAGCCGGUUUGACGUCUUCUGCAUCCGGAGUUAGUGCCAUUGGUCCCAUUCUCGAGACUUCCAUUGACUGCUGGUGCAAUGGUGGAGAUCCACAGCCACCAGCACAGGAGCCUAUUUCCUGUCUGAGUCCCGACGCCUGCUUGAAUGGAGGUUUUUGCAGUGUGGAACCUGGAACCCAGACAACAAUUUGUGAAUGUCCAGCUGGAUUUACGGGUCCACGAUGCGAGCAAACACAAAUCUAUUUUUCUCAAAGCGGUUACGCCUGGGCCCCGAACAUCGGCAGCUGCACCCGACUUCACGUUCACUUCACCUUCAAAACACCGUCCACCAAUGAGCGUGCUGGACUGCUAAUGUACGCAGGCCCGAUUAGCCAAUCGGUUGCUAAUUUGAAAACUCACGAUUUCAUCGGGCUCCAAAUCGAGCCGGGAGGACGCCAACUCAAGUUGGCCUAUAGUCUUGGUAUAGCCGGUUUGUUGACGUCAACAUUCACGGCCAACAGACGAUUGGAUGAUGACAAUUGGCACCUAAUAGAUUUAAUUCUUCUGCAAAAAGUGACCAACACGGAGGUGGUAUUGAUGGUUGACGCAUGCAGUUUCAGUGAAGGUACAAAUCAAGAAAAUGGUCUCGAAAACCCACCAAAUUUGGGAGAUUGCCUCUUUUCUCUACCUCACAACAUUGGAGUGAAUCAAGCCCUUAAUGUGGGUCAAUGGCCAUUGCAACUGGGAGGGCGAAAGUUGAUUAGCAACGUGAAUCUCUACCCUACUGAAUUGACCACCAAUCCGCUGCCUUUGGGUAGCGCUUUCAAGCAUGUUCUAGUGAAUGGCGAACUUUGGAAUCUGGUUCAGUUUGAUCCCAUCCAGAGCACUUUACCUGGGCCUUCUGUCUGUCUCAAUACUGAGGGGCAAGAUGUAUGUGCGCCUAACGGUGUCUGCUGGGAGUCCAAUGGUCAAGCGCAAUGCAACUGCAAAGCAGGUUUCCAGGAAAAGAAUGGACAAUGUACUCCUUCUGUGUUCUCAGUUGAGCUUGGUCCACAACCGAGUUAUCUUGAAUUGACGUCCAACUGGGAAUGGCCUAACCGGGUGCAGACCGAGGUUUCUUUCGACUUUCGAACACGCAGUUCAGAUGGGACGCUUGUCUAUCUUAGUGGUCCAGAGCCAAAUUUCUACCUCAACUCCUCAAUGGACAUUCGUCUCUCCAAGACGCGAUUGGAAGUGACAAUCAACUUGGGCAACUUUGACAUCCUUACCGUCUCCCCGGCCCGAUCCCAGCUCAACGACGGAGCCUGGCACCACGUGCACCUCCAACGAUCCCUCUCCUCUAUCCUCGUCGAAGUGGACGAAGGCGCUGGCCGCGGUCUCUCUGCCUUUUUGCCUCUCGACCCUACCUCCACCUUUCUCAAGUUCUCCAUUGGAAAGAAGAUUCUGAUAGGAGCAAGACGCGAUUUCCAGCCCAACAGUCCAACAUUGGCCGAUAAUGAAGUGCGUCCAGCUGCUUCCAGUAUUGGUAAUGCAUGUUUCCGAGACCUCCGUUUGAACAACGCCUGGUAUCCUCUCACUCAGGCAGAAAUUAAUGCUGCUGGCACCGAGGGUUACGUGACUAGUUUAAAAAGUUCCGGUAGCAAUCGCGAUGCCUGCUCCGAUCUUACUCCCUGUCCAUCUGACGCCCAAUGUCCGGGCCAACUUAGCUGCGUUCCCACCUGGAAACCACCAAGCGGCUAUAUGUGUCUAUGCAAUCCUGGCUGCAUUGAAGAACCUGGGAAUAAGUGCUACUGCUUGGCAAUUUGUUCGCGAUUUCCCUGUCAGAACGGCGGUACCUGUAGGCCCUCGGCAAGGGAUAGUCGAGGGUUUGUAUGCAUCUGUCCAUCGACCCAUUUUGGGCUGUUCUGUGAAGAGGAAGUCAUGCUCUCUGGACUUACCGUUGGAGGCUUUGUGGGAAUAGUGCUUGCGAUUCUCUCAUUCGUAGGACUGAUAAUCGGCGUGGCAAUUUGGCGAUAUCACAGAAAACAUGCACCUCCGCAAAUCUCGCCGGACAAAGAUCUUCGAGAGCACGUCAUGCCGUAUGCCGAACAAGCAGAUGAGAUCGACACCCACAGUUUUGACGAAAGAAUGUUUAACAUGGCCACUUCUCCCAAACCAACAGUUCCACCCAGAACACGUUCUAACGUUGGAACAGAAGGCAGAACUGCUGCCACCCCUACUACAGCAGUGCCGACAACCUCCACCGACAUUUCCAGCUUCGGGAAGGUGUUGAGAGCUCAGUUGAAGGAAAAAACGACUGAUGUGUCCGAUUACACGUUGGACUACGGUUACGAAGGUGCCAGUGAUGAGGAGGGCUUCACCGCUGAAGCCGCGUCCAGCCUAGUCCAUCCUGAAACCUCAUCUGGAUUCAACGGUAGUGGAGAGCCAUUCGGUGACACAUUUGAUGCGCUAUACCAACUCUCGGAUAGGGAGCAUUUUUCCAGAGAUAACUAG